This is a messenger RNA of Cyprinus carpio (common carp), 5034 nucleotides long. RefSeq names its product protein kinase C alpha type-like. Lineage: Eukaryota; Metazoa; Chordata; Actinopteri; Cypriniformes; Cyprinidae. Gene Ontology annotation, biological process: protein phosphorylation. The record is from RefSeq and is a predicted model, not a curated record. Gene Ontology annotation, molecular function: diacylglycerol-dependent serine/threonine kinase activity; ATP binding; zinc ion binding.
UGACCUCUGCCGCGGUCAAUCGAUUCGCGCGGAAAGGAGCUCAGCGAAAGAAGAACGUGCACGAAGUUAAAAACCACAAAUUUAUCGCUCGAUUCUUCAAGCAGCCCACAUUCUGCAGCCACUGCACCGACUUUAUCUGGGGAUUUGGAAAGCAAGGCUUCCAGUGCCAAGUGUGCUGUUUUGUGGUCCACAAAAGGUGCCAUGAGUUUGUGACAUUCUCCUGUCCAGGGGCCGACAAGGGCCCUGACACAGAUGAUCCCAGAAGCAAGCACAAGUUCAAGAUCCACAGCUACGGCAGUCCCACCUUCUGCGACCACUGCGGAUCGCUGCUGUAUGGCCUCAUCCACCAGGGGAUGAAAUGUGACACCUGUGACAUGAACGUUCAUAAGCAGUGUGUGAUGAAUGUGCCAAGUCUGUGCGGGACCGACCACACUGAACGCAGAGGAAGACUCUUCCUCAAGAUCGAGGUCAGCGGAGACAGACUUCACGUCACAGUGGGUGAGGCUCGAAAUCUGAUUCCCAUGGACCCCAAUGGUCUGUCAGACCCAUAUGUGAAGCUCAAACUCAUCCCAGACCCUAAGAAUGAGACCAAACAGAAGACCCGCACCAUCCGCUCCUCGCUCAACCCCACCUGGAACGAGUCCUUCAUCUUUAAGUUAAAGCCAUCGGAUAAGGAGCGCCGUCUGUCUGUGGAGGUGUGGGAUUGGGACAGAACCACCCGUAAUGACUUCAUGGGCUCCAUGUCCUUUGGUGUGUCUGAGCUGAUCAAAGCUCCUCUAUGUGGCUGGUAUAAGAUGUUAAACCAGGAGGAGGGUGAGUACUACAAUGUGCCCAUCCCAGAGGAGAGCGACAUUAACCUGGAGAUGCGGCAGAAGUUUGAGGCCUGUCAGUUCAAUAUCCACCUGCUGAAGAAAGCCAGGCUCGGUCCUGGGAAGAAAGUCAUCACUCCCACCGAUCACCGACGCUUCAGUUUACCAUCCGGAAACAUGAACAGAGUUCAACUCAAUGACUUCCAUUUUCUGGCUCUUCUGGGCAAAGGCAGUUUUGGGAAGGUAAUGUUGGCAGAGAUGAAGUCCAAUGAGGAGCUGUACGCCAUUAAAAUCCUGAAGAAGGACGUGGUGAUCCAGGACGAUGAUGUGGAAUGCACAAUGGUGGAGAAGAGAGUGCUGGCCCAGAGAGAUAAGCCACCUUUCCUCACCCAGCUGCACUCCUGCUUCCAGACUGUGGAUCGUCUGUACUUUGUAAUGGAGUACAUUAACGGUGGAGACCUGAUGUAUCACAUCCAGCAAGUGGGCAAGUUUAAGGAGCCACAAGCCGUAUUCUAUGCAGCAGAGAUUGCUGUCGGACUCUUCUUUCUUCAUAGGAAGGGAAUUAUUUACAGAGAUCUGAAGUUGGAUAACGUGAUGUUGGACUCCGAGGGCCACAUCAAGAUUGCAGACUUCGGCAUGUGUAAAGAACACAUGUAUGAGGGCAUGACGACACGCACCUUUUGUGGAACACCGGAUUACAUCGCCCCGGAGAUAAUCGCCUAUCAGCCAUACGGCAAGUCGGUGGACUGGUGGGCGUACGGUGUGCUCCUCUACGAGAUGCUGGCUGGGCAGCCUCCAUUUGAUGGUGAGGAUGAGGAUGAGCUGUUUCAGUCCAUAAUGGAGCACAAUGUGUCCUACCCCAAAUCCCUGUCUAAAGAGGCAGUGUCCAUCUGUAAAGGGCUGAUGACGAAGCAUCCAUCCAAGCGUCUAGGUUGCAGUCCAGAGGGUGAGAGAGAUAUAAAGGAGCAAGCUUUCUUCCGCAGAAUUGACUGGGAACGGUUGGCAAACAGAGAGAUCCAGCCUCCUUUCAAACCCAAAGUGUGCGGCAAAGCGGCAGAGAACUUCGACAAAUUCUUCACCCGCACGCAGCCCAUGCUGACCCCUCCAGACCAACUGGUCAUCGCCAACAUCGACCAGAGCGAAUUCGCUGGAUUCUCUUACAUAAACCCAGAGUUCAUCCACCCAUCGUCGCUUCACAGUGUGGUAUGAGACGGUCCGAUGAAGAAGAGGACCGCCCAUCCUGCUCAAACUAACAACUACAUCCAUGUUAUUAAUGAACUCACCAAAUCUUUGUAGACAGUUGAAUACCCUUUAUCUGAACAAAUCUGAACUGAGGAGGGCUGGAGAAGGGGGUUUGAUGGCUGAAGGGAAUAUAUCAUGAGCAUUUUAAGGCACCAAAGACAAAUGAUUCUUUUAUGAGGUUCCAUCUCGGUUAGGAUGCUGCUUGGGUAUGCGGUAAACAGAAAGGCAGCUCUCUAGGCUAUUUGAAUAAUGUCCUCACAGUAAUGACAGUUCAUCUAAUGCUUGUAUUCAGAUUGAUGUUAUGUGCAGGCCCAGUAUAUUUUACCAAACGAUCCCUUUUUCCAGUCCUCAGAUUCUUUAUGUGUGAAGCAUGCUGACAUGAAACAGGUUUUUAUGUCCUAUUAAAUCCUCUACUGCCAUUUCUAAUGUUCCUGAAUUAUAUAUUUGUAAAUCUAAAAUCUUGUUAUAGGAGUGCCAAAAUAUAACUGCAUCAAAAGGUUUUUUAUAUCCAGCUCUAUAUAUGCAUAUACUGAUUUCCUACUAGAUCUCUUGGUGGUGUCCCUUAUCUCGGGCUGAAACUUGAACCCUUAUCGCUCCCCGAGUUUUAGCAUGACAACUUCCGAUCCCGUCACUGCCUGCUCGCCUGGUUCCUACAUAUUCAACAUAUACACAACUUUUUCUCUCGCUCUAAAUGUAUGAAUCGUGAUUCCUCAUUGGUUAAGCGCAGGCUUACGCACCUGCAGAAUCCAGAUGCUGAUUUCCACAGAAUUAGAUCACCUGUCCUACUCAUCCGCUUGCACGUCUGUUUUUAUGAAAUGCUUCAGAUAGUUGAAUGAUACUGUUUUAUUUAACAUAUUUUACCCAGUUUAAAUCCAUACCGUAGAUUUUCUGUCAUGAUCAGCACAAAAAAAGUCUGCUGAUUCUGCCUGGGCCUGAUAAAGACUAGCCAUUGUAACAUUUCAAACCAGACUGAGUCUCUUCGGUUAGAAAUGGAUAUGGUCUUUGAUUAAACACCUGCAUGUUAUGCUAAAGAAAACUACCACUGCUACAAUAUAAAGAGCAUGUAACAAGAUGAAAACCCUUUCAAAACCAUGUCCAGGACAUAAUUUCCCAAAAGAAAUCAUGUUUUAAAACCAUUAAGCUUUUUUAUUUAAUUGAAUUUUUUGCAUUGUGACAUUUUCAUGACUGUGUUAAGCACAUUUACUUUAAAUGGUAAAUUAAUUACUGUAUACUUACUUUAAUGUGGAAAAAGGUGAAACCAAGAUGUACUAUUAAGUUUUUUUUUUAUAAACCAUGGUAGUCUUAUGCUGAUUAUUACUGUAAUUAUUUGACAUAACGAAAGUUGCCAUUGUGAACAAAGAAAAAAAUAAAAACAUUAAAGUAAUUAAAAUGUGCCUAACUAUCUUAAAAAUUAUGCCGCAAUGCAAAACUCCUAAUGGAUUUCAUAUAAAUCAUCCUAGUUUAUGACUCCCUGACGCCCAACAUGAUUUUUUUGUCAAAUGUUGGAGGGGUGUGGGAGGUCAGUUAUGUAUAACUUCUAAUAUAGCCCUGUCUCUGGUAGUGUUUCUGUCCUUUGGUGACCAAUACUCUUCGUGUUAAACUACAUGUUCUUAUCAAAGGGAGCUUUCCAGUAUAUAUCGGAUAUUUUUAUCUUUUUAGGUCUUAGUUUACGAUCAUCUUGCAUUUCUGCUCUGUGAAUACUUUUACGUAGAGCGCAAUGUUUACUGUUACACUAAAGGUACACUAUAUAUAAACACACACCAAGAUUUUUGUAAAUACAGAGAAGGCUUACAUUAUCCUGCAGAUUUUAUACUAAGAACUGAAUGUGCUUUUACUAACUUAGAUGGUUUCUAUGUUUAGACGAUCCAAAAAGACUAGUUUGGCUAAUUUGAGAUGUGGUAUCUGCAAACCUUUGUUACAUGUAAUUCUUGUAUUUAUCUGCUCUGUUUUCUAUGCUGAUAGUAUAUAAGCUGUAUGUAGACUGACUGAGCUCUGUGCUCCUAAUACUGUAUGUGUGUUUGUACUGCAGCUGCUGUGUGCAUGAGGGGCAAAUCGGUGCAUGCAAAACGUGUUGCAUGAUUCCAGGAAUCCGGAGUCCUCUAGCAUGGAAUGAUUGUUACCAUAUCUGUCCCACCUCAACUCUCUUCCUUUGUGUUGUUGCUUUUGUUCCUGUUUAGUUUCAGUCUAAGGGUGGAGAUUUAGACUCUGUAAUGCGUAGAUUCCAACCACUGCUGAGCAACUCUGUCUGAAUGAUCUGUAUGACAACUGGGUAAAGAUGGGGAAUUCAGUUUAACCACACUUCAGACAUAAUUCUGUGUAUUCUAGUAAAAAAAAAGUACCUCAGAAAUGCUGUAUUUACACAUUAGAUUGCUCGGUUUGGGCUCUAGUCUUGUGCCAAGCCCUCGGUGGAAAUACUAUAGUUAUCAGGUGCACCAUUGUUCAAUUUCAGCACUGAUUCACAUUUUUUGUUCGUCAUUUUUCAGUUUGUAUUUUAGAAAUGUAAUAGACCUGAUGUUUGAAGUCGAUAUUCCAGAUGUUUAUUUCUUCAUUCGUUCAGAAGUAAAUGGAUACAUGACGAACAAGUGGAAAUAGAGCCGGUCCUCUUAUGAAGUGAUUCAGACAGUUUUUAAAUGGUUGUCUUGCAGGAUGCAGGUUUACACAAGUGUCUCACAUUGAGAGUAUUUGGGAAAGUAACGGUCGCGUGUUUGAUUGUGGUUUUGCUGCAUGUGAGAUGACAUUCCAACAUUCCCUGGACAUUUGAAGAAUAUGAACAUUCCACACAGCCAUUUCUUAUCAGAGAUUCUAUCAGGAAUUAUAAAUAUAUAUUUAUUAUUAUUAUGAAAUUAUGGAUUCCAGGGCAGUGUUUUAGUUUGAAUACGUUAAAUCACUCAUCUUUGUUUAGUUUUUUUUUUUCUUUACAAAAUGUUGUCCCUCUGGUCUUUGUGAAGGAUAAUGUGUAUGAAUAAAUGUAUGACAAAAGUGA